AUGUGUGGGGGAGAAGAGAAUGGUGGAUUGGAUCAGGCACAUGUGUCCUACAGUGGCAGUGCGAGUGAGCAAAACAUUGCGGAAAUGAUUGUAGGCCCAUCAGGUUCCCGUCAGCCCACAGCAUUCCAACUCACACUCGAUUGCAAUAAGGCAGGAAUGGGAAAUGUGGAUAAGGAACGUGUGGAAGCUAUUAUACGUAAUGUAUCUGAGGGUUCUUCCUUUUUGAUGAAUGAGCAGCGGAAGGCUGAGGGUCGAGAGAAGCAACUGCAAGAACUCAAGCGGAAAUCAUCUCUCUUCACUCAGUUGUUGGGUGGUGAACGAAACGCUGCGCAGCGGAAACAGUGGGAGCUGAAGGUUUCCAAAAUAGAACAGGAGCUUGAGGCUACGCGUCGACUGGGAACUUAUAUCCAUUUAGACAUGGACAUGUUUUAUGCUGCUGUUGAAAUCAAGAAGCAUCCGGAGUACGCCGCCAUUCCACUUGCAGUUGGGAGUGUGUCAAUGUUGUCUACCGCAAAUUAUGUUGCACGUGAAUGUGGUAUUCGCUCCGGUAUGCCAGGUUAUAUCGGAUUGAAGGUCUGCCCGAAUUUGCUCAUUCUGCCUCCUGAUUUCGAUGCUUACAAUGAGGAAUCCAAUACUGUGCGCCGUAUUGUUGCUGAAUACGACCCUAAUUUUACCUCUCUCGGUUUGGAUGAACUGACCCUUGAGGUAAGUGCCUACAUAGAGCGCUUUGAGGGAACCAAAACAGCCGAAGAUGUGGCUUCUGAACUGCGUGUGCGUGUAUUUGGUGAAACAAAGUUGACAGCAAGUGCUGGUAUUGGACCCACUGCAGCACUUGCCAAGAUUGCCAGUAAUAUUAAUAAGCCGAAUGGACAACAUGAUCUUAAUCUUCAUACCCGAGAGGAUGUGAUGACAUACGUCAGGGAUUUGGGUCUACGUUCUGUGCCUGGUAUUGGGAAGGUUACGGAAGCUCUGUUGAAGGGACUGGGUAUCACCACUCUCUCAGAUAUUUACAAUAGGCGUGUUGAACUUUGUUAUAUUUUUACCGAAAAAACAUAUUGUUUUUUGCUUGGAGCUUCCAUUGGCAUUAUGCAAUGGCCCGAUAUGUGCAGCAUACUUGGUGCCUCCAUCGAUGAUGGGACAGGUGUGGGAAGGAAGUCAGUUGGGUGUGAACGUACAUUCAAAACAUUUCAAAACAAAGAAGAAUUGCAGGAAAUGGUUGAUUUCUUAGUCGACUACUCAUAUGAUGAACUAAAGAAACAUGAGCUGAUGUGUAGACAGGUUUCGUUAAAAAUUCGAUGGAAUUCCUACCGUCAUCAACAAUACACAAAGAAUUUGACUCAAUAUUCAGAUGACUCUGCAACCCUUCGCCGCGCAGUAGACGAGCUCAUGUUACCGCACGCUGCAAAGUAUUCAGAGAUGCGGCUGCUGGGGGUACGUUUUCUUGACCUUAUCUUUGCAAAAGACUUUCAUAUGAAAAAAAAGGGUGGUAACCAACUGUCUAUUUCACAAUUUAUUCGCCCCAAGAAGCCGGGUGAGGUAACAGCAACCACCGGUAUAAAAAGGGAGAGGACUACUGAACCGAAACAGGUUGUGGAAAUAAUAAUAUCAUCAGAUGACGAGGAUGAGAAUGAUAGUGUUGGCUUGGCAUCUAGCUCCACUGUACUCGUUUCAACUGACAAAGGUACUGUUGAGAGGGAAGUUACCAUAAUUGAGUGA
Molecule: messenger RNA, 1716 nt
Organism: Trypanosoma brucei brucei TREU927
Lineage: Eukaryota; Euglenozoa; Kinetoplastea; Trypanosomatida; Trypanosomatidae
Product: DNA polymerase kappa, putative
Exons: 1
Coding region: 1-1716 (571 amino acids)
Biological process (GO): error-prone translesion synthesis
Cellular component (GO): nucleus
Molecular function (GO): damaged DNA binding; DNA-directed DNA polymerase activity
Source: RefSeq, a predicted model, not a curated record